Messenger RNA from Trichogramma pretiosum, 1371 nucleotides. RefSeq names its product DDB1- and CUL4-associated factor 8-like. Gene Ontology annotation, cellular component: Cul4-RING E3 ubiquitin ligase complex; cytoplasm. The record is from RefSeq and is a predicted model, not a curated record. Lineage: Eukaryota; Metazoa; Arthropoda; Insecta; Hymenoptera; Trichogrammatidae. Gene Ontology annotation, molecular function: protein binding. The coding region runs from base 1 to 1371 and encodes 456 amino acids. The transcript has a single exon.
AUGAUGAAUAACAAUUCGGAAUGUACAUUUGACCUUUCAUAUUAUAAUGAGCUUUUUAACGAAGCUGAAAUUGAAGCAACAAAAAUAUUGUCAAAGAAGCCAACCAGAACCAAUUGGAGUCUUCUUGGAGAUUAUUUUCAAAGCCAGUUAGGAUAUUGUACCAAGUAUAAUGGUUCCCUUUGGGCAGCCAAAAGACAAGACUUUUCAAAGGAGCUAGUCAAUCAUUUUAUAUCCGAGAAUGACUUUAAAUUUUGUGAUAUAAAAUUUAAUUCAAGUGGAUCAGUUUUAGCAGCUGCUCAUGUAGAUAAUGCCCUCUGUUUAUGGGAUUGGCAUAAAAAUAUUUGCAAAGCACAGAUAUCAUUAAUUGUGGUUGAACGUGGAGAAAAUCUAAUUACAUAUGAUGGAAGACCAAAAGCACUUGAAUGGUUGAAUGAUGAUUUGAUUGUCACUUCCGAUUGCGAUGGUGAUUUGAAAUUGGUAGAUGUAUCAACCAGUAAAGUUAGUCUAUUAAGUUCAUUACCGAGUUACGAAUUUGCAGACAAUAAAAUUUCUUCUUUGCAUAAUGAUUCAAAUAAUAUUUUAUGCACUAGCAUAAAUACGGUGUAUCUUAUUGAUAGAAGAGAUGGAACUAGAAAACAUAAAGUAUUAGAAUUGAACUCAUAUAAAGACUGUGUCUACUACUUUGAUGCUAUACAUUCAAAUCCAAUGAAUGCAAAUGAAUUUUGCGUUGCUGGCAACUUCGAAAAUUUAAAUAUUUAUGAUAGAAGAAAUACAUCGAUACCAUUAAAACAGCUUUAUGCUCCUUGUCAAAUUACUUAUCCUUUUGUAGAAUAUCUGGAUUUGGCAUACAAUUACAAUGGAAAUGAAAUCUUAACAUCUUGCUCUAGUAAUAGCAUGUUUUUAUUUAAUACCACGAAAAGGAAUGGUAGGGAAUGUAUACAAAAAUUUGACGGACAUUAUAUCCAUGGAACAGGUGCAUCUGAGUCCUUGUGUUGUUUUUUGGGAAGUAGAAGUGAAUAUGUAGUUACUGGAUCUGAAUGUAAUAACAUAUUUGUUUGGGAUAAAGAAAGUGGAGCUCUAGUGAGAAUGAUACCAGGACCGGAGGUUAAUUAUAGAACUGAUAAAACACAAAAUUACCCCAGAGUCAUAACAUCACAUCCAAGCAAACCUUGUAUGGCUAUCAGUUAUCACGAUGGAUCUCUUCGAAUUUGUGAAAUAAGUACCAAUACAAGACAUGUAGAAAUAACUGAUUUGAAAAUACAAUUACGCGACAAUUUACGUAAUAAAAUGUACUUGAAUGAUUUACGUAGAAAUUUGUAUUUCGAUAGUGACAGUAGUUCUGAUGAAGAAUAUAAUCAAGAUUAUUUAUGA